GUAUAAGUCAUACACUCGCACGCACUCUUAGACCCACAUGGUAAAACAUGUUAGUGGGUGUUUCUAUGAUUGAUAUAUUGAUCUGUUUUGCCUUUUGGGUCUCUCAAGAAUUCAACCAAGUGGCCGUCACCUUGUUUCAUACUCGUAGCCUAUUUCAAGCAGGUCGGGGGACAAAGAUUCAUCAUUUCAGCUGCUGGGGUUUUCCCAGAUAAACACAAAGUUUGCAUCUUUCUGGCUGAGCUCUUAUGUUCCAGAGCAGUGGCUGUUCUUGUGCACUCUUUAUCCUAUACUGAAAGAAAGCUUCAAUCUUGGUGUACUGUUUCAAGGCUAGUUUCUGCGUAGUGAUGGAGAAACAGGCCAGUUUCAAAAAUGGAGUAAUGUUAAUGGAAAAGCAGAGAAGUUUCAAAGGGCUGAUGGAAAAGCAGAAAAGUUUCAGGAUAGCAGCAGCUAUGGAGAAGCAGAAAAGCUUCAAAAGGGGAAAGGAUUCCCCCGGGAAGCGAGGUGAUAACCCUCUUCACCUCGCGGCACGAGGGGGGAAUCUGAAUAAGGUGAGAGAUAUUAUGCAGAAGUUUGAGGGUAAGUCCUUGAAGGAUUUUCUGUCAAAACAGAACCAAGAAGGGGAGACGGCUCUUUAUGUUGCCGCUGAGAAUGGCCAUACCUCAGUUGUUGGAGAGUUACUGAAGCACUUAGACCUUGAAACCGCAUCUGUUGUCUCCAACAAUGGAUAUGAUGCUUUCCAUGUUGCAGCUAAGCAGGGCCAUCUUGAAGUGUUGAAGGAACUCUUGAAUGUUUUUCCCAACUUAGUGAUGACAACAGACUCAACCAAUUCCACUGCUCUACACACAGCAGCCGGUCAAGGGCAUUUUGAAGUGCUCAGUUUGCUUCUUGAAAUUGACUCAAACCUUGCUAAGAUAGCCCGCAACAAUGGUAAGACUGUUCUCCACACAGCAGCAAGGAUGGGUCACUUGGAAGUCGUGAAGCUGCUUCUAAACAAGGACCCCAGUAUUGGGUUGAGGACGGACAAGAAGGGACAAACGGCCUUGCACAUGGCUGUGAAGGGUCAUAAUGUGGAUAUUGUGCUUGAAUUGAUCAAACCAGAUCCAACUGUAAUAGCUAUAGAGGAUAGCAAGGGAAACACUGCACUCCAUAUCGCAACUAGGAAGGGACGAGCUCAGAUUGUUAAGUGCUUAAUAUCGAUUGAAGGCAUCAACAUAAAUGCAGUCAACAAGGCUGGAGAAACCGCUCUCGACACUGCAGAAAAAUUUGGAACCCCAGAUAUUGUGGUGAUGUUAAAAGAGGCGGGGGGCACUCGUUCCAAGGACCACCACAUAAAGCCUCCUCCAAGUGCCGCAAAGCAACUCAAACAAACCGUCAGUGAUAUAAAGCAUGACGUACAAUCACAACUUCAACAGAGCCGUCAGACUGGGUUCCGUGUGAGGAAAAUAGCAAAGAAGGUGAAGAAGCUCCACAUUAGUGGCCUUAACAACGCCAUCAACUCCCUUACACUCGUUGCUGUCCUCAUUGCAACCGUUGCCUUUGCUGCAAUCUUCACCGUUCCGGGGCAAUACGUCGAGAAGGAGAAGAAAGGGUUUUCUCUUGGGCAGGCAAAUGUGGCGAACAAGGCGGCUUUCAUUGUCUUCUUCUUGUCCGACAGCCUGGCAUUGUUCAUCUCCGUAGCCGUUGUGGUUGUGCAAACGUCUGUGGUUGUGAUUGAACAGAAGGCGAAGAGGCAGAUGGUGUUCAUAAUAAACAAGCUCAUGUGGGCGGCUUGUCUCUUCAUAUCGAUCGCAUUCAUCGCACUCACAUAUGUGGUGGUUGGGGUUAGGGAGCAAUGGCUUGCCAUAUAUUCGACUGUUGUGGGGGGAGUGAUAAUGUUGACAACGAUUGGGUCCAUGUGCUACUGUGUGAUUCGACAUAGGUUGGAGGAGUCGAGGAUGCGGAAUAUAAGGAGGACCGAAACGCUGUCACAUUCCUUCUCGUUGUCCAUGCCGGCAGUCGCAUCGGAUCCGGAGCUUUGUAAUGAGAACUACAAGAGGAUGUAUGCUGUGUAGAUGAGUCAGAUUGAAUUGAAAAGUAUAGAAAGAACCACAUGUGACCAUGUGGGGUUGUUUUAUUCAUUCAACAUGGCACCUCCAACUGGUUCAUGCAUAAACAGGGUGUUGGCGGGGAAAAGCUGGUCGCAUGGUUAGCUGCAAUGGGUAAAUACCAGGUUUCUAUUUGUAGUAACAAGAUGGUUUGUUGGUGCUGCCAUAUGUUGUGAUAUUUUUUUAGAUAAAGUCAUAAAGAUGUAGAACGAAAAAAAAUUAGUUGAUGCAAUUAAUAAUAAUAUCCUAUACGGCCAUAUGUUAAAUUCUUGCCUGUUUGUAGCAACCUGAAAAAUCUCAAGAGAUUUGAGGAUUACUUCUCUUCUAUAUAUAAACUAUAUAUAUAUAUAUAGAGAGACAACUAUUCUCAUGAGGCUGGCCUGAUGAGAAGCCUGCUAAGCCAACUUCAUUUUCACCAAAAAAUGAACUCAAUGAUAUAAUUUUGUUUGGUCG
Cuscuta epithymum is the source of this 2537-nucleotide messenger RNA. The record is from the annotation of a GenBank genome assembly. NCBI's taxonomy places the organism in Eukaryota, Viridiplantae, Streptophyta, Magnoliopsida, Solanales, Convolvulaceae.